This is a messenger RNA of Carlito syrichta (Philippine tarsier), 2025 nucleotides long. It is a transcript of the gene CCDC8, whose product is annotated as coiled-coil domain containing 8. Gene Ontology annotation, cellular component: 3M complex. The transcript has a single exon. The record is from RefSeq and is a predicted model, not a curated record. NCBI's taxonomy places the organism in Eukaryota, Metazoa, Chordata, Mammalia, Primates, Tarsiidae. Gene Ontology annotation, biological process: regulation of mitotic nuclear division; microtubule cytoskeleton organization. Bases 400 to 2025 code for a protein of 541 amino acids.
CUCGAGCCCCCGGGGGGAGCCGGACUUGGUCAGGACUAGACUUGUGGCAGGAGAAACUGGCUCGUCCCCGGCUGGCGAGGUGAGACUCUCCGGUCAGCGUGGCCGGGGCCCCACCCCGACUCCCUCCCUCGAGGCCAGGGACUACCAGGAGUUUCUCUGGGCUCAUCGCCCCCCGCCCCAGCUAUCACCCUGGAUAUCUUAAAGACUCUGGAGAAAAGCCACGUGGGGGGCUGGUUCCCCUGGGGCUUCCUCCCGUCCCCCGACUGCCUGAUCCUCUGGAGCGUCCCCGACGUCUGCAAAGAUGUGGACCUGGACGUCCUCGUGGAAGCCCUGAAGCCCGUGGGGACCUUUAAGAAGAUCGGCAAGGUUUUCCGCAAGGAAGAGGACUCCACCGUGGGCAUGCUGCAGAUUGGGGAGGACGUCGACUAUCUGCUCAUUCCCCGGGAGGUCAGGCUGGCCGGCGGCGUCUGGAGGGUCAUCUCCAAGCCUGCCACCAAGGAAGCGGAAUUCCGCGAGCGGCUGACCCAGUUUCUGGAGGAGGAGGGCCGCACCCUGGAGGACGUGGCCCACAUCCUCGAGAAGAGCACCCCGCACCCGCCCCAGCCCCGCAAAAAGCCCAAGGAGCCCCAGGCGAGGAGGAGAGUCCAGCAGAUGGUGACCCCUCCGCUCCGGCUGGUCGUGGGCACCUACGACAGCAGCAACGCCAGCGACAGCGAGUUCAGCGACUUCGAGACCUGCAGAGACAAGGGCAGCAAAGGGUCCGGGCGCGGCAGGAAGGUUCGCAAGAUGCCCGUCAGUUACCUGGGCAGCAAGUUCCUCAGCAGCGACCUGGAGAGCGAGGACGAUGAGGAGCUGGUCCAGGCCUUCCUCCGGCGGGGGGAGAAGAAGCCCAGCGUGUCCCCCGCCCGUCGCCGCGUCAACCUGCCAGUGCCUGUGUUUGAGGACAACCUGGGGAGGCCCCAGCUGUCCAAGGCGGACAGGUGGCGAGAGUAUGUCAGCCAGGUGUCCUGGGGAAAGCUGAAGCGGAGGGUGAAGGGUUGGGCCCCCAGGUCUGGCCCCGGGGCGGGUGAGGCCCCGCAGGCCUCCGCCACGGUGGAGAGAGACCGGGCAUCCGUGCCAGGCAGCCCCAGCCGGGGGGAUGACCUGGGAAACGCAGACCAUGGGCCCACGCCCGAGAGCUCGUCCAGACGAUGGAGACCCAAGAUCAACUGGGCCUCCUUCCGGCGCCGCAGGAAGGAGGCGGCGGCAUCCACAGGUCAAGGGGCAGAUAUUGCCACUGACCAGGGGGCAGAGGCUGCAGAUAAUCAGAGGGAAGAGGCCAUAGCUGGCCAGAGGGUAGAGGCUGCAGAUAAUCAGAAGGAAGAGGGCCUAGCUGACCAAAGGAAAGAGGUCGCAGGCAAUCUGAGGGCAGAGGCUGCAGAUAAUCAGAGGGCAGGGGCCCCAGGUGACCAGAAGUCAGAGGCUGCAGAUUAUCAGAGGGCAGAGGCCAUAGGUGACCUAGGGGCAGAGGGCCUAGCUGGCCAGAGGGAAGAGGUUGCAGGUAAUCCGAGGGCAGAGGCUGCAGAUAAUCAGAGGGCAGAAGUCAUAGGUGACCAGAGGGAAGAGGCCCUACCUGUCCAAGGGGCUGAGGCUGCAGGUGAUCAGAGGGAGGGGGCCAUAGCUGACCAGGGAGCAGAGGCAGCUGAUAAUCAGAGGGCAGAGACCCUGGCUGACCAAAGGGCAGAAGCUGCACAUAAUCAGAGAGCAGGGGCCCCGGGUAUCCAGGAAGCCGAAGCCUCAGCUGCCUGGGCGGCUACAAGGGCAGCCCCAGGAGCUAGAGCCCGAAAACAGGUAAAGACAGUGAGGUUCCAGACACCUGGACGCUUCUCGUGGUUUCGCAAGCGCCGGAGAGCCUUUUGGCAUGCUCCCCGACUUCCAACCCUGCCUAAGAGAGUCCCCAGGGCAGGCGAGGCCAGGAGUCUCAGGGUGCUGAGGGCCGAGGCCAGAGCGGAAGCAGAGCAGGAAGAGCAAGAUGACCAGCUGUGA